This is a messenger RNA of Thalassophryne amazonica, 2442 nucleotides long. RefSeq names its product UDP-N-acetyl-alpha-D-galactosamine:polypeptide N-acetylgalactosaminyltransferase 14 (GalNAc-T14) (gene galnt14). Gene Ontology annotation, cellular component: Golgi apparatus. The transcript is spliced from 15 exons. The record is from RefSeq and is a predicted model, not a curated record. The coding region runs from base 43 to 1734 and encodes 563 amino acids. NCBI's taxonomy places the organism in Eukaryota, Metazoa, Chordata, Actinopteri, Batrachoidiformes, Batrachoididae.
GUCGUGGCGCUGCGGGCGCCGGCGGCUCCUCCUGGCCGCAGAAUGAAGCGUCUCUGUCGGCGGCUGGCGGUGGCCGUGGCGCUGCUGGUGUGGCUCGGAGCGCUCGUUUACCUGCUGGUGCUGAGCCGGAGGAGGCUGCCGGAGUCCGGCACCGGCACCGGGGCGGGCGGAGGAGCCGCACCGGGGGAGACGCCGUUCAGUCAGAUCUCUGAUGCGGAGUGGGAAGACCUUUUGGAGGGGUUUGAUGAGAGGAGUUACCUGACCGCGCGGCGCUGGAGGCCCGGUGACGACCCGUACACGUUGUAUGCAUUCAACCAGAGAGAGAGUGAACGGAUCCCGAGCAACAGAGCGCUGAGGGACACGCGGCACGACAGAUGCACCGCUCUGCACUACGACUCCAAUCUUCCUCCGACGUCCAUUAUCAUCACGUUCCACAAUGAGGCCAGGUCCACUCUGCUUCGCACCAUCAGGAGCGUUUUAAACAGAACUCCGGUUCAUCUCAUCCAUGAGAUCAUCCUGGUGGACGACUUCAGCGAUGACGAGAGCGACUGUCAGCUCCUCACCAAACUUCCAAAAGUCAAAUGUCUGCGCAACCAAAAGAGAGAAGGUCUGAUCCGGUCCAGAGUCCGAGGGGCCGACGCCUCCAGGGCCGGCGUGCUGACCUUCCUGGACAGUCACUGUGAGGUCAACAAGGACUGGCUGCCCCCCCUCCUGCAGAGAAUCAAACAGGACUCCACCCGUGUGGUCAGCCCCGUCAUCGACAUCAUCAACAUGGACACCUUCGCCUACGUGGCGGCCUCGGCGGAUCUCCGUGGAGGGUUUGAUUGGAGUCUUCAUUUUAAGUGGGAGCAGCUUUCACCGGAGCAGAGAGCUCGCCGGGCCGACCUGACCCAGCCCAUCAGGACACCCAUCAUCGCAGGCGGCCUCUUUGUGAUUGACAGGUCCUGGUUCAAUCACCUUGGAAAAUAUGACACAGCCAUGGACAUCUGGGGCGGAGAGAACUUUGAGAUCUCGUUCCGUGUUUGGCAGUGUGGCGGCAGUCUGGAGAUCCUGCCCUGCAGCAGAGUGGGUCACGUCUUCAGGAAGAAACAUCCGUACGUGUUUCCUGAAGGCAACGCCAACACCUACAUCAAAAACACGCGGCGUACGGCUGAGGUGUGGAUGGACGACUUUCGCCUCUUCUACUACUCGGCUCGCCCCGCAGCGCGUGGGAAGUCAUACGGGGAUAUCCGAAGCAGAAUUGAACUCCGCAAGAAGCUCAAGUGCAAAUCCUUCAAGUGGUACUUGGACAACAUCUACCCAGAGCUCAAGGUUCCAGAUGACUCCGACUCUCAGUCCGGUGUGAUCCGUCAGCGGCAGAACUGUCUGGAGUCACACAGGCUGGAGGGUCAGGACCUGCCCGUCCUCACUAUGGGACCCUGCAAAGGCUCCGAGGGGGGUCUGGCUGUCAAUCAGGAGUGGCUCUACACUCACGGCCAGCAGAUCCGCCAGCAGCAGCACUGCCUGUCGCUCUCCACCACCUUCCCUGCCUCCCAGGUCCUCCUGCUGCCCUGCAACAUGGCCGACAGCAAGCAGCGAUGGCAGAAGUCUGGGACCCACCUGGAGCAUCUGGCCUCUCGGUUCUGCCUGGACUCAGAGAUGGCUCUGGAUGGGAUGGACUCUUCCCGAAUGCUGGUCAUCAGCCCUUGUGAACUGAGCGCCUACACACAGAGAUGGGACGUGCCCUUCUCUUGACCCCUGGCCCUGUGACCUUUGGUUGAAGGCGCUGCACUGAGGUGGUCCUCUAACAGAAAGCUAACCGUCGUGUUGCAUUGAAUCCACGUUGGAUGGAGAAACUAAGUGCACCUUAAAUCCAGACUGGUCCAGGACUCAAACUGUUCUGUGGCAGUGGUAUCUGACUGUGUGUCUCGUCAUGUCUUUAGCAGGUUUUUGGACUGUUGAGAAGAAUCCAGGAUCUAAACCAAGCACAGCUCCAGUGUGUAGUUACUCGAUGAUGGCCGUUUUGUAUCAGAGGACCUCAGAUUUCACAUCUAUUCUUCUAGAGACUUGAACAAAGAUUCUGAGACUCAGAUUAUUUAUUUUGUAUACUGAAAUGGAAGCGCCGUGUCAGGUCUGGAUCUCCAGCGGGGUUAGAUCCAUACCUGACACGGAACGGACGCUGAAUGUCAGAAUGUGGUGGAACAUGGUGGACUAAAUUCCUCUGAGUGUUUGAGUCUUUGUUUCUUAACAGUUUUUCUGACUGACAUGUUAUUGUUCGACUUGAUUUCCUGUUUAUGCAGGAAGGUCAGUCACAGCGGCGCCAUCACUGGACAAGUACAGUCAGAUGCGAGAUCAUUAGCAGUGGCACCUGUGGGUCACAAUCCAGAACCCUGAAUAAUUAAUACAACAAAUAUGCAAAGUCUGAGUCUGAAGUCAGGUUGCUAAUUAAUUGGACAGUGACAG